This is a messenger RNA of Rhincodon typus (whale shark), 1981 nucleotides long. RefSeq names its product programmed cell death 1 ligand 2-like. Bases 443 to 1330 code for a protein of 295 amino acids. Gene Ontology annotation, cellular component: external side of plasma membrane. Lineage: Eukaryota; Metazoa; Chordata; Chondrichthyes; Orectolobiformes; Rhincodontidae. Gene Ontology annotation, biological process: negative regulation of T cell proliferation; T cell costimulation; positive regulation of T cell proliferation. The transcript has 6 exons. The record is from RefSeq and is a predicted model, not a curated record.
AACAAUUGUAUAUCCUGCUCCUUAUUUCAUCUCGAUUUAAGAUGCAGGCUGGUUAGUGUUCCGGGGAAAGUCUGCUCGCUCUCCGUUCCAUUUCUCCCGAUAAUCCAAUUUUGCCGAUACCAACUCGCCUACGAUCCAGUCAGUUCAAAACAGAAAGUGUUUUCACAAGCCAGAAGAAAAAGGGGGAGCGCCAGCUGUGUUCUUUGCCUUCACCAGUUCAGACAGACAGCAGGAGACUGUUUCACUGUUUGCACUUAGACAAGACAACGGGGAGCAGGGAACUUCGCCGCUUUUGUGCCGAUAUCUCUGAAUCGUUCUCAGAAUUGUCAAGGCGUCCGAUUAUAAAUGGUGACUUUCCUUGGAUCAGAUUGAAUUUCGGAUUAGUGCUGGGCUGGUCGGAUUUCCACAGAUUGUUUGCAACAAAGGUGAAAUAAGUCUGGAAAUGGCUUCAUACCAUACAAUAAGUCUUCUUCCCGUCAUCUUCUACAUCCUUCCAUCAUUUGCAGACUGUUUCUUGGAUUUAUUUUGUAACUCUUCGGUGACAGGAAUAUUUAACAAAGACACUAAACUACUGUGCGCACUCACUUCACAAGAGGAGUGGAACUUGACAGACAUUGUACUAGUUAAACAGGGAGAAAAUGUAAAAGUGUUUAACUUCAAGAAAAGCGUCAAUGAAGUUCAGGGUCGGAUUAAAUUACUUCACCCAGCAUCUCAAGACAUAUCACUGGUGAUCCAGAACACACAGUUGUCAGAUAAUGGGAUAUAUCAAUAUCAAUUGCAGACAACUGUUGGUCACAAAAAUGCUGACAUCAAUUUGAAGGUUAAAGCUCCAUACAACAUGACUGUUUUCCCAAACAUCGUAUCAUCGAGAAUAGUCAGCGUCACUUGUGAAGCAACUGGAUAUCCACUGGGUCAGAUGCACUGGUUCUUGAAUACAAAAACAAACCUCACAUCCAAUACUAAUACUAGUAUUGAAGAAACACCACAGGGACUGUACAAGAUCAGCAACACACUUCCAACCAAGGAAAAAAUAGAAACCUCAGAAGGUGUUUAUACUUGUGCCAUGUGGAGCAUAGAAGACAGUAAAUAUGAGGUGAAGGAAAAUAUUUCAUUCUCUCAUCCAAAUUCGACCUCGACUGAGAUUUCUGGAAAGGAAAGGAAAAAAGCUUUCGUAAUUGUCCCUGUGAUUAUGGCAUUACUUUUUGUUGCAUUAGUAAUCUCUGCUGUUCUGCAAUUUAGGAGAAGAUCGCAUGUAGCAAGUCCACUGAUGGCAACAACUUUAAGAAAAUGUGAUAUGAUAUAUCAACCAAAUCCUAUCUUAUGUGAAUGAGGGAAGAUGAAUUUAAACCAUGAGUUAUUUCACAUACUGUCACUUCCUGUAUUAUGAUCAUCUCAAAACUGAUUUUAAUGCAACUCUCGUCCAGAAUAAUACACCGAGUGUCUUAUGGCAUUCGACUGAACUCUUCACUAAUCCUUUCUCUGCAAAGAAACAAUGAUUCACAUUAGUUUUCUAUGAACACCAUCAGCCAAACACAGUGUUCAAAUGCAAAAGUCUACAUGCUAAAGAACUUGGCUUUCAAUCCAGGCUGGUGUUUGUCAAGAAGAUCCCUAUUUUGCAGCAGAGGUAAAAAUUGGAUCAAUCACAGUGCGCUGGGAAAGAAAAAGAAUAUUUUCAACACAGUUAACUCUGAACAUACACUUGUGGUUUUCUUACAGAAAUACUGUGAAUGGUUUUGACUGUUGGACUGUAUUUCUCACUUGGGUUAAGAGGAAUCGUGGCUGCAGGAAAUUAACUUGAAAAACUGAAAUUUCAGUAUUUUCUGAAAUGUAAACACUGAUCAUUAUGUUUGUACGCUAAUUACUUUAAAUCACUCCAAUGUAAAACACAUUGAUUUAUAUUAAUUUCCAACAUGUUACAUUACUUCUAUGUCAUUGUUGGAGAUAUUUGAUAGAAGUGAAUAAAUGUACAGUUUUAUUACAA